AUGCUCGGCAACGUGCUGGCAUCUGAUGCUUUCCUCAACCGCUUCGGCCACACGGUCAACGGAGUGCGCGUGAUCCCGGCAAGUGACCAGCAGAUCCUCAACGCCGCCGCCACCGUCGGCAUCUUCACCUCAGCCUUUGCCACAGGUAUCCUGUCCGACGUCCUCGGCCGCAAGAGGGUCAUAUCCAUGGCGGCCCUGAUCUGCACCGCCGGCAUCUUGACGCAGUACUUUGCCGAGACCAUCCCCGUCCUCUUUGGCGGCAAGGUCGUCGGCGCCUUUGGCUUCGGGCUGGGCCACUCCCUGGGCCCCGUCUACGUCGCCGAGCUGGCCCCCGUCAGGCUCCGCGGCGUGUGUCUCGCCCUCGUAAACACCAUGAUCGUCAUCGGCCAGUGGCUGAGCUCGGUCGCAGUGUACGCGGCCUCGGCGACCUACGCCGGCGACGCGCAGUGGAGGAUUCCCGUCGUCACGCAGCUCAUCUUCCCCGCCAUCCUGCUCGUAGGCUCCCUGGCAGUGCUGCCCGAGUCGCCGUCGUGGCUGAUUCUUCGCGACAGGCCGGAGGAAGCCGCUGCGGCGUUUCGCAAGUUCAACGGUCCUGGGUUCGACGUCGACAAUGCAAUGGCGAUGAUGACCUUGGCCGUGAUCAAGGAGAAGGAGCUCCAGUCGUCGGGGUCGGGUGGAUGGGUCGAGUGUUUUAGGGGGCCCAACGGCAGGCGGACAUUGAUCAUCUGCAUGGUCUACAUUGCGCAGCAGUUUAUUGGUGUCAACUUUAUUGCUGGCUACCUGGCCUACUAUUUUAAGCUGGCUGGGGUGGACAACGCGCUGGGCAUUGCUCAGGCUGCGUAUGCGAUUCAGUUGGUCGGCAACAUGUGCUCUUGGCCGCUGAUAGACCGGCUGGGACGUCGACCGCUUUUGGUUGGUGGCAUGUUUGUCAUGACUGCAGGACUACUACUCAUCGGCGGCAUCAGCACCAUCAACAACGCACCGUCCCUCAAGGCUACGGUCGCAUUUAUGACUGUUUGGGGCUUCCUGUAUCAAGCAACCCUCGGCGCGGUGGCCUACGCCAUCGGCGGUGAGACCCCCUCCCCCUCGCACCGGCAAAAGACCUACUCCAUCAACAUCAUGAGCGCCACGGCCGUCUCGUGCGCCGUGCUGCAGCUGAUGCCGUACCUGAUCAACCCGGACCAGGCGAACCUGGGCGGCAGGAUCUGCUUCGUCUUCUUCGCGCCCUCGGUGCCCAUGUGCCUGUACCUGUACUUCUGCCUGCCUGAGAUGAAGGGCCGCACCUACGUCGAGCUCGAGGAAAUGUUUCAGAACAAGGUCCCCGCGCGGGCGUUUGGGUCGUACGUCUGCCACGGCGCAAUGGAGCUUUCUGGCGCGGUCAGGGAUGCCAAGAGGUCCGAGGUCGAGGCUGCGAAGGUUGAGUAGAAAAGAGGCAGGGGUUAUGUCUUUGCGUGUAGGUGGUAUCAAGUCACUAGCUACGAAGUAUAUGCCAGCCCGUAUUGGGAUUAUCUCUCUGGCGUACAAGCAAGCGAACGCAACAUAAGAGACUCAUGAAGAAAAGGUACAAAAUGGCCCAGCCUGGAAUGUGGCGACUAGCAAGGCUCGAAGAAAGCACUCGUCGGCGUCUUUCUUUUCCGAGUACAGUUUCGUCUCGGCGAAUCCAGGCGUCCCCAUGUGACAGAUGUAAUGUCAAGCAGCCUACACCAAGAUCUAAACCCAACGCUAUUACUCUUUGCACUUUGCGGCCCAAAAAUCCUCUCAUGAGAUCAUGUGCCGACCGCACCUCUAGAAACCCGAGUGUGACCGUCUCAGCUUGAUACUCUUUGCACGACUAUGCCGACUCUGUUGUUCCCUCAACUCAGACUGGGAAUAAGACAAGCGCCCAAGUAGAUUUCAUGUACUUGUCUUUGCCUCUAUCAUGAUUCUAACCCUUCAUCUCUCAGGUACUACAAAAAGAAAAGCCAAACCUUUCUCAUUCGGAGUCCACCGCUGGCCAUCUGUCCUCCGAUCCGUUCUGUGUUGCGUCGACUUGUGUAC
Molecule: messenger RNA, 2037 nt
Organism: Pyricularia oryzae 70-15
Lineage: Eukaryota; Fungi; Ascomycota; Sordariomycetes; Magnaporthales; Pyriculariaceae
Product: maltose permease
Exons: 3
Coding region: 1-1425 (474 amino acids)
Biological process (GO): transmembrane transport; carbohydrate transport
Cellular component (GO): membrane
Molecular function (GO): carbohydrate:proton symporter activity
Source: RefSeq, a predicted model, not a curated record